UUUCUGGAAUAUAAGAGUCUUCAAAGCGCACCUUUCAGGAAGAGCGAGCACUAGAGAGGCGCGUGACUGAUCCGCGCGCGCGCGCGCUCACGCACCGGUCACUUGUGUUGUGUCAAACACGUUCAAGUAUGGCAUUGCGCUUUUGCGAUUUCCCGAACAGAAACAGAAAACACAAACGGGAUUAUACUUCAUAAACUUCGUCGGUUUCGAGGAAUAAGUGGCUCUAAGCGCUUUUAUCGCCCUGACUACGCAUUGGUGUCCUUGUGAUGUUUCUGGCUGUAAGGAUGGCUUACAUUCAGUAUAUUCUCGCUGCUCAAAAGAAAUCAUCUACUUUAUGUAGCACAGGACCUUAAAUUAAAGCUCAGUGUGCUAAAUGUUUAGACCAUAUGUAUUAAAGCAAACCAAAAAGUGAUUAGGUAAACAAAAGCCAAGUCCAAAGUUUAAUGAACCGAGAGAUCAUGACAUUCUGAAUCCGGAUUAUAACACUUUUCUGAAAGCUGGACGAAAGCCAUGGGCAAGGAGCAGGACCUUCUUCUGGCUGUGAAGAAUGGAGACCUUCCUUUAGCUCAUAAACUUCUGGCCAAGAUCAAGACCAACCGAAAUAAGUUGCUGGCCUCCACAAAGAGGCUAAAUGUGAACUACCAAGACCAAGAUGGUUUUUCAGCUCUUCAUCAUGCGGCUCUCACUGGCACCACUGACCUCUUGUCUCUGCUGUUGGAGUCACAAGCCACCGUGGACAUCAAAGACAGCAAUGGCAUGCGUCCACUGCACUAUGCUGCCUGGCAGGGGAAGGCUGACUCUGUACUUAUGCUCCUGAGAGCGGGAGCUUCUGUGAAUGGGGCUUCACAAGAUGGACAGAUCCCUCUCCACCUGGCUGCACAGUACGGACACUAUGAGGUGUCUGAAAUGCUGCUACAACACCAGUCCAAUCCCUGUACUGUCAACAAGGCCAAGAAGACCCCUCUGGACCUGGCCUGUGAGUUUGGCAGACACAAGGUGACCCAGCUGUUGUUGAGCAGUAACAUGGUGGUAGCUCUCUUAGAGGGGAACGGUAGGGAUAACACCCCCCUGCAUCUUGCUGCCCGCAAUGGUCAUAAGGACAUCAUCAGACUGCUGCUAAAAGCUGGGAUUGACAUCAACAGAACCACUAAAUCCGGAACGGCUCUACAUGAGGCUGCCCUCUAUGGGAAAACGGAAGUAGUACAAUUAUUGCUUGAUGCUGGGAUUGAUGUGAACAUCCGCAACACCUACAAUCAAACAGCACUGGACAUUGUGAACCAGUUCACCACUUCACAUGCCAGCAAAGAAAUCAAACAACUCCUUCGAGACGCUAGCGGAGCAUUGCAGGUGAGAGCUUUGAAGGACUACUGGAAUCUCCAUGACCCAACUGCACUCAACAUCCGGGCAGGAGAUAUAAUCAUGGUCUUGGAGCAGCAUAUGGAUGGACGUUGGAAAGGACACAUCCAUGACAGUCAGAGAGGCACUGACCGUGUGGGAUUCUUCCCUCCCUCCAUCGUGGAGGUCAUUAGUCGCAGAUCAGGGGGCAUUCUCUCCCGGCAGGCCUCACUACCCGUCAAGAGACAUCACAUUCUGUCCAGAGCCCUGUCCUCACACACUUCUCAUCACACCUCUCACACUGACGACUCCUAUACCUUAUACUCAUCCACCCGUCCUGUACUGACUCCCCACAAUGGGCUGGAUCAGCACCCAGGUGCGAUUCCCGACAGUCCCAGUGCUCUGUGUAAGCAAGCUAGUCCCAAAGAUCCAGACGAUAUUUGGGUCCUCAGGACCGCUCUUAAUGCAGGUGACAGGAACAGUGUGGGCAGUGCAGGCAGCAUGGGCAGCAGUCGCAGUGCUGGCAGUGGACAGAGCACCGAGGGAAACUUUCCACACAAUGGACCCAGUCAGUCACCUUCUGCUGUUCAGGACACCACCAAGCUGCCUCCCUCUGCUGGAGAACUGGUGGAACAGACAAAACAGACGGACCCUCAUUCAGGUGCUCUUGGACGGAGGAUUCCACCAGGAGAACAUCAUGUCAUACACCCACAGCAACUUCUGGAUGGCAAGGAUGCUGAGGCCAUUUACCAGUGGCUCUGUGAAUAUCAGCUUGAGCAGUACACAUCUAAUUUCCUCACAGCUGGCUAUGAUGUGCCCACAAUCAGCAGAAUGACCCCUGAGGAUCUCACCGCUAUUGGCGUCACAAAGCCUGGCCACCGCAAGAAGAUCUCCAUGGAGAUCGGCAACAUGAAUAUCUCAGAGUGGUUGCCAGAUUACAUUCCAUCUGAUAUUGGGAAAUGGCUCAGUGCGAUUGGGCUGCCACAAUACCAGAAGAAGCUAGCAGAGAAUGGAUAUGACUCCAUCAGCAUAGUGCAGGAUAUCACUUGGGAGGAUCUACAGGAAAUUGGCAUCACUAAGCUGGGCCAUCAGAAGAAGCUAAUGCUUGCUGUUAAGAAGCUCAGUGACCUCCAGAAGGCUCAUAAGAAUCAGGCCGAGGGGCAGGCAUUGUUACAGAGCAGGAGAGCUCCUCCCGCCCUCGAGCUGGUGGCCAUCGAGCAUCACAACAGCUCUGAAUGCCCCUCGUCACCUCAAUCACCAAAGAUGCUCACCUUCCAGGACAGCGAGCUGAGCGUUGAGCUACAGAACGCCAUGGCUCGCAGCGGACACGGUGGAGGCCAAGAUGCUUUCGGAAACAUGGGUGGAACAUCCAUGCGUCUUAGUCAAGAAAGCAUCGGUACACGGUCAGGAGGGUCAGGGCGGUCGCAAGAACGUCCAAUGGCAUCGGUAACUCCUAACAGCCGCACACAAGAGAGCCUAGGCAGCAUGGACAACAGUCCCAGCAAGGAAUCUCAGGAUAGAAGUCAAAUAUCACCUGUAAAAAUGGCGCUACAGCAUCAUCACCCUUCAUCUGGCAGUCCAGUAAGGACGCCACCCAUAGCUACUAGUAAAAUAGCACGUUUCGUAUAUCCACCCAUCCACACCAAACCUAGACCGAUGGUUUCUCCCUCUCAGCCCCAUCAUGGAUCACCACAUCAGAGAGGCUUCAACUACCUGCAGCAUCAAAACUGCAAUGCCAACAUGGGAAGCCCAAGUCCAAUCAGAGCCCCACAGCCAAACGGGGACCCAUCUCGGUCCAAAAAGCGCACUCAGAGUCUUUCACGCUAUGCCAUGUCGGAUGGAGAGAAUGAAGAUGAUGACAUCUCGGCCCCUACGACAACAACCGCUAAUGUGGCGUCUUAUGUCACACUCACUCGCAAGCCUGGCCGCAGCCAACCAUCUUACAUUUCCAGUGAGCGCCAAGUGGGCCGCAGUCAUUCCUUCGCCAUACGUGCCAAGAGGAAAGGUCCUCCUCCUCCCCCUCCAAAACGACUAAGCUCUGCCCCAAGCGGGGUUGAAAUGGAGAGCGCAGGAAGUGUCCGAAGCAUUGCAGCCAGGCUGGAGAACAAUACAGGAAGCCCCAACAAGACAUGUACCAGCCCUGUUUUUAAAGCCAUGUCCCCAGCCAUCUCGCCAAAAAAUAUGGAAAACCGUCGGAGGACCGCUAGUGAAUCUUCAACGUAUGGAGCAAAGCAUGAUGGAGAAGAUCCUGCUGGUGUAGACAUCAGCCCUCUGAGGAGCAAACAAAGUUCAACAUCCUCACAGGAGAGCAUACCUUUCGCAGAAGAGGGCAAAGUUACUAUCAAACAGAGGAGCAAAAUAGCAUCUGCUAAGAUCGAGUCUGUUGAAAUUCUGAAGCCGGUGCAAUCUAUCAAUUCAUCCCUAGAGGUGCCGGAGAUUAACUUGAAGGAAUCAGACACAGUCAAAAGGAGACCCAAGCCAAAAGAACUGCAGAUGAAAGGUCAGGACACCAGCACGCAAAUAGGAAAUGAGAGGGCCGCUGAGACCGAGAUGGUCUCGCAAUGCAUGCAGAAUGGUGGCCUGACAAAAAAUCCUUAUAAAUCUGGCAUUUCUCCGAAACCAGGAUCUCCACAUAAACCUCCCACCCCUUCUAAACCCACACGCCAUUCUUCUGCAGCAAACUCAGGAGUGACGGUCAGUGUCGUACAGAGCGUGGCCUUUGCAGACUCGCCUCCUUGUAGUCCUCUGGCUCGCUGUUCACCAAACAAAGCAGCUCAAGGUCAGUCUGUAUUGGCAGGAAAGCCACAGGCUGUGACGGAAGGCCAGAACAUGCUGGUCCACAAACGACUUGAGCAAACCAGCACAUCUCUCGAGGCAGCACUUAAAGUUGUGGAGAAGAAGUUGGCUCAGGAAGAUCCAGCAGACAGGGGCAUUAACACAGUGAAGUCAGCUGGGAACAUUCUUGAUGAUAUAGGGAACAUGUUCGAUGAUCUUGCUGACCAGCUGGAAGCCAUGCUGGACUGACCUUCUGUAAUUCCUACAGGUAGAACAAGCGAACCUCUGGAUAUUUGAGACCAGCAGUAUCUAACUUCUCACACUUUAAUCACUUCAGUGAUCCUGCUGACAAGCAUUGGUUUUACAGUUGAAUUAAAUGAGCUAAGCGUCUGUUGGCUGGAUCGUGCCUCAAAUUUCCAAAAUAUCCACUUGAGAACUUCAACAUAUCUUUUACCAAACUAUUGCUUUCUGCAUCUUCGUCGUCGUAUCUGCAGUGAAGAUUGCUGAAUGUAAGCACUUACUGUUCUACAGAUCUACUGUACUAAAGCUCUUUCAACAGAGACACUUUAAUUUCCUGUUGUGCUCACAGUUGGCCUCUAGCACAUGGAUAUACGGUGUAAAAUCAAAGUGAGAUACAACCUGAACUCGGUUACAAGUGCAACAGAUUCACUCUCCAGUUUUGUUUUCUGUAGACUUGAAAAUCCUGUUCAAAAGCAAUAAUACAGCUGAUCAAAAACAUAACCAAGAAAACGCUUGAUUUAUUAAUAACCCAAACCUCAUGGACCAUGUUUAACUGUACUGUAACUAUAUAUAUAUAUAUAUAUAUAGGUCCAUGCCAACAGAUUCGGUGUUGUACAGUAGAUUUUUAGUUUCACUGUACAUUGUAUGUUUCAAUCUUUGUAUAGAAUUCAACUAGAGCUCAGCAUAUUAAAAGUGUAUUUUGACAACCGUUGAGUUUGGGGAAAGAGAAACUGUAUAUGGAUUACAUCUAUUAUAUAUUUUUGUACCAGAAUAAUAAUUUAUUGGGUUUGUCAGGUUAAAAGGGAAAGUCCCUCUUGGUGAAUUCUGAAAUUGAGAAGCAAAAAUAGAAGCACUACAUUUUUAGGCUCGGCUGACCAAAAGGGAACUUUUAUUUGAAUAAAAUAGGGCCCAUGUGGUUAAUUAAAACACACAAAAACAUCACCAGAAUAUACAGGAUAAGAAGUGUUCUAAUGGAGCAUUCAUUUCUGUGACUCUUGUGCACUUUCACCAUCUUUAUGUAGAGUAUGCAUUAUGUAUCUUUUAUUGUACAGAUUUAUUUUUGCAUGUACUGUACACUGGCAGGACAGCCAGUACUUGACUGAAAGAGACCUUUCUCUAACUGUUUGACGUGAACUACAUUGUUAAAAAGAAUUGUAUAUGUAAAAACUGUGAGAAGACCAUCCUGUUCUUGCAUGCUUUCUUUUUGUAAGCAACAAUCUGGAAUUACAACUUUUGUGUUACGUGGCAUAAUGAUAUUUUAAUGGACAGCAGCACUGUUGGUGCUACAGUAUCAUUUAAAUGAGCACUGUGUACUUUAUUUCCCCAAGUUCAUUCCUUACUGCAGUGCUUUGUGUGGCAUUGCGCUGAGUUGCUUUGCCUGAGUGGGGCCACCAGUACCAUACAAUAAUUAAAAUAGGCCUCUUAAUUCAAUUAUUUUAACUACUUGAAGUAUUGUUUAAUAAAAACGUCACAAGAUCAA
This is a messenger RNA of Carassius gibelio (silver crucian carp), 5830 nucleotides long. Its product is annotated as caskin-2. The record is from RefSeq and is a predicted model, not a curated record. The coding region runs from base 511 to 4359 and encodes 1282 amino acids. The transcript is spliced from 22 exons. Lineage: Eukaryota; Metazoa; Chordata; Actinopteri; Cypriniformes; Cyprinidae. Gene Ontology annotation, molecular function: protein binding; sialyltransferase activity.